Molecule: messenger RNA, 2214 nt
Organism: Lotus japonicus
Lineage: Eukaryota; Viridiplantae; Streptophyta; Magnoliopsida; Fabales; Fabaceae
Exons: 3
Coding region: 1-2214 (737 amino acids)
Source: RefSeq, a predicted model, not a curated record
AUGGCAUCCCCCUCUGAAGUUGAACCAAACAACAGUGAAGUUGUAAACAACUGCAAGCGGUCUGAAAAUGGGCUUUACAAGCCUAUAGGAGACAACAUUGAUAUAGCAUGGCAGUGGAACAACUUGAAGAAUCCACAUGAUAGGAAGAGAGUAACAUGUGAUUUCUGUGGGGUGACAACUUCAAGAGGAAUUACAAGGGCAAAACGUCAUCAAAUGAAAAAAAAGGGAGAUUGUAAUUCAUGUAGGAAAGUUCCAGAAGAAGUGGUGCUGUUGUUGAAGGAAGCUCUUUCUAAGAAACAAGGGCAACAAGAACACUUGAUUGAAUUGCAUGAAGAUGAAGAGGAAGAAGAUCAGUUGCAAGAAAUUGUGUCAAUUAAAAGUGGGAAAAGACCUAUAAGUUCAAGUGGGGCUUCCUCUACUGUUCCUAAGAAGCCAAAUGUUAAAGGCCCCUUGGAUUUACAUUUUAUGAGAGAUCCGGAGACAAGCUUGAAGUUGACAAAAUCUAAGAAGCAAACAAGCAUGAUUGAUGCAUGUGAUAAAGAAGCUAGAGCAAGGACAAUCCAAUAUAUUGCUAGAUUCUUUAUUCGGAAUAGCAUUCCAUUCAAUGUUGUGCGAACAAAGAGCUUCAAGUUGAUGCUUGAGGCCGUUGGAAACUAUGGCCCUCACUUGAAAGCUCAAAGCUACCAUGAGAUGAGAGUUCCCCUCCUAAAAAAGGAGUUGGAAUACACCGAAAACUUGAUGAAGAAAAAUGUGGAAGAGAGAGGAAAGUAUGGUUGCUCGAUUAUGUCCGAUGCUUGGACGGAUAGGAAGCAAAGGACUUUGAUAAAUUUUCUAGUGAAUAGCCCAGCUGGAUCUAUGUUUGUUAGGAGUGUUGAUGGAUCUUCAUACAUGAAGACCGGAGAAAAGUUAUUCACUCUUUUGGACAACCUUGUUGAGGAGAUUGGUGAGAAGAAUGUUGUGCAAGUGGUGACCGACAACAUAAGCAAUUAUGUAUUGGCCGGUAAAAUUCUACAAGCUAAGAGGAAGCACUUAUUUUGGACUCCAUGUGCUGCCCAUUGCAUUGAUUUGAUCUUAGAAGACAUUGUCAAGCUUAAAAGAGUUCAAGAGACCAUCAAAAGGGGUAUAAGUCUUGUUGGCUUUUUCUAUAAUCACACUUUGGCAUUGAACAUCAUGAGAAAGUACACCAACAAAUCAGAAUUGGUUAGACAUGGAGUUACAAGAUUUGCCACCACAUUUCUCACUUUGCGAAGGUUGUACACUCAAAGAAACAACCUUAGAAAGAUGUUCACUUCCGAUGAUUGGACAAAGACUACCUUGGCUAAAGUCACUAAGGGGAAAGGGGCAACAAAUGUGGUUCUCAUGAACACAUUUUGGAAUGACGUUGCUUAUUGUCUUAGGUCUAUGAGGCCAUUGGUGGGUGUCCUAAGGCUUGUUGAUAAUGAAAGGAAGCCGGCAAUGGGUUACAUAUAUGAAGCUAUGGAUAGGGCUAAGGAGGCUAUUAAAAGUGGUUUUAAAGGAAAUGAAAGCAAGUACAAGGAGAUUUGGGCAAUAAUUGAUAAUAGGUGGGAAUGUCAACUUCACCAUCCAUUGCAUGCUACGGGACAUUUUCUGAAUCCAGAAUACUUUUAUGAUAAUCCGGAUAUGGAUCGUAAUCUAGAAAUCAUGGAUGGUGUCUACAAAUGUAUUGAUGUACUUAGUGAGAAUAAUGAAGUGAAUGAUAAAGUUGUGCUUGAAUUGGCUGAGUAUAAGGUGGCUGGAGGCUUCUUUGGAAAGAAACAAGUCGUAAGAGCAAGGAAAACAAUGUCUCCUGAUGGCAUUGAUGAUAGUAAUGAGUGGUUGUUGGGAGAAAUGGGUGGAGAUGGAGAAGAACAUGCUGAAAAUGAUUUGGUUUUUGAAGAUGAUGACUUAACUUUGGGAGAUGUUGCCAAUGCAGGAGGUGUUGAUGAGCCCUUGACAUAUACUAGGAGGACAUCAAAAAGGGGAAUUGAUGCUGCCACUACAUCUUCUACUACUAGGUCUAGGCCUUCAACUUCAACCACUAGAGGCCGAGGGAGGGGACAAAGAAGAGGCAAGGGAGCGGUGAUAGAAGAAGUUGAUUUGGAAAGUGAAGAGGAAAGUGAAGAGGAAGAGGAGGUGGGGGAAGAAAUCUACCACACGGACACAAGUGAAAGUGACAAUGAAGAGGAUCCCGAGCUAGAAGAAGAUGAUGAUUGA